CGCGGCUGGUCCAGCGACCCAAUCCGGUGGAUCUGCCGAUAACAAAUCUUCACGUGACAUUUUACUCCAGUUCAGUUCCUGUCAACAAACACUGCAUACACCCAUCACUAACUGCAUCAUCAUCACCACCACCACCUAUCCUCAAACAACAACCCCGAACAAAACCCCCCUUCACCAAAAUGUCCACCCCCUCUCUAAACACAGAAGAAGAAACCGAAUCCCUCGAUUCCGAAAUCUCCACCAUCCGCGCCGAACUGCAGGCUCUCCACCACCGCCGCCGCAUCCUAACAAACAGCCUCCUCACCUCGCGCCCCCUCCAACGCCUCGCCAAAUCCCAAUCCCAAUCCCCAUCCCAAACAACAGCAACCGCCACAAGAUCCUCUCAAAAAUGGACCGACCUCUCCCCGCUCCUCCACACCUCCGCCCUCCAUGCCGACCUCAACCACCACCGCAUCGCCUUCUCCACGACCGCCUUCCCCUUCACCGAUCCCUCGCCCGUCCCUUCGGAGGCCAAGAGUCUGAUUGGGCUGCGGAUUGACAUCUGCGCCCGGGACGGGUCGUACGUCAAGCCGUAUUAUAUUCUGUUGCGGAAGGGGGUGUUGCACCAGUCCACGGAAAGCGAUGCGGAGGAGAGGACGGGUAAGGGUGGGAGGGGGGAGAGGGUGGUGUACGUGCAUCGGCAUACGGUUCCCCCGGUGGUGGAUCUGGGGGCGUUGGAGCGGAUUUAUUUGCCGCGAGCUAAGGGGGAUGCAGUCCUGGGAGAAGAGGGGGAGGGGGGAGGUGGGGAGCAGCUCAAGCCGUGGAAGCGCAGCCCCAAGAAGCAGAAUCUCAAGGGGUUUCUGCGCGAGGUGCGGCGGCAGCUGGUCGUGUGGCAUGUCCGUUGUGAUGGGGUCCGGUAUCUGCGGGAGCGGUUGGGAGUCGUCAAACGGGGCGAGGGCCAAGACGCGGACGAGGAGAACGGGGUCUGGGAGAGGGACGUGCUGGCGGAAGAACCGAAUCAAGAAUCCAAGAUCGCGAAGAAUGAUCUGGGGAUCGUCGCGUUGGGGGCCACCGCGUUGGAGGCGGUCUAUGUGCGCGUCGAGUGGGACGACGGCCGGGUCGGACGGUUCAAGAUCUCCAAUGCGGGGGUGGUGGAGCGGGCGGUCGUGAUGGGGGACACGGGGAGGGAUAAGUUGACGGAGGCGGUCAUGACGGGGGGCAAUGGGAGGUUGGAGACGUUGCUCGAUCGGUUGAGGAAACACGCGUCUGAGUCGAGGGAGCUUGCCGCUGCCUCACUUGAGGAUAGUGCGUCGCAGACGGCGUCGGAGGCGUGACGCUGAUCGCUUCUUCUUCGUCUUUUGCUUUUUUUUCUUUUAAAAUGUGGUGCCUCUUAGCGAGUCCUUUUCUUAUACCUACACACGUUCAGGCUUUAUCGUAUCUAGAUCAAUUGGUAUCUAU
Aspergillus aculeatus ATCC 16872 is the source of this 1437-nucleotide messenger RNA. RefSeq lists its product as uncharacterized. Lineage: Eukaryota; Fungi; Ascomycota; Eurotiomycetes; Eurotiales; Aspergillaceae. The record is from RefSeq and is a predicted model, not a curated record. Gene Ontology annotation, cellular component: Mis6-Sim4 complex; kinetochore. Bases 180 to 1313 code for a protein of 377 amino acids. The transcript is spliced from 2 exons.